Adineta steineri is the source of this 225-nucleotide messenger RNA. Lineage: Eukaryota; Metazoa; Rotifera; Eurotatoria; Adinetida; Adinetidae. The record is from the annotation of a GenBank genome assembly.
AUGGGGAACGAUAUAUCCAAAAAACAAUUGUUAGGUGAUGCUGAUCGUGAUCAUGAUCGUGUUUCGAAAAAGAAACGACAUUCAUUCUUAUUCAAAUUAUUUGACAGAGAAAGAGAUUAUGAUCAAUCUUUUCAUCCCAGUGCAGAAGAUAAACGAAGAAUGCAAGAUUCUAUUCGCCGUACAUCAAUGACAAUAUUCUAUCCUACACUUUGUACUGUACCAUAA